CGUCGUCGUCCAACGAAAAAGCGCCCCCAAGCCGGAGAGUCUGGACCACCCGCCCAGCGGAGUGGAGAUUCACUCUUCCACCCCUGCCUACGUAAGCAACAAGGGCCCUCCUCACGUGAAUACGGGAACGAGGAGCCUUAGCCGAAAGGCACAGACCACGCUUGCGCUUCGAGCUGCACGUCACUGCACAGCCCAAAUACACCAGACACGCUCCCCCCUCUUUCCAUACCGAGAUCAUGUCAGAGCGCGGCGCAUUCCGGGGACGUGGUGGUGGACGAGGAGGCGGUGAUCGGGGCGGGCGGGGUGGAGCUCGCGGCGGAGCAGCCCAGGGCGGUGCAGCAGGCCAGACGGAGCGACCCAAGAAGGAGAAUAUCCUCGACUUGAGCAAGUACAUGGACAAGCAGCUCACCGUCAAGUUCAGCGGUGGUCGAGAAGUCAUUGGCACCCUCAAGGGCUACGACCAGCUUAUGAAUCUCGUUCUCGACGAGGUCAAGGAAGCGCUGACCGACGAGGAAGGCACCAUUCGCUAUCGCAAGCUCGGCCUCAUUGUCGCCCGCGGCACCCUCCUGGUUGUCAUCUCGCCUGUCGACGGCAGCGAAGAAAUCUCGAAUCCCUUUAUACAGGAGGAAGAGUGAGCAUGGGGUCGCUUCCACUAUUCGAGUAGCAGCAAGACGGACAAAAGCCUCGCCAUGGAGGAAUCAAGAUGCACAGGACAUGUUUUGAACAAGCCGGACGCUUGGAAAAGUAGCUCAAGCUGAGCAUGAUACCCCCGAGUCUAUGCGGAAUGAUAUCGCGAUACGACAUCACGGCUCAGACGAGAGGAAUGAUAUGCGUGAUCUUAUGAGGACAUUUGGAAAGCGGUUCUUGGUAGCUGCGCCCUGGCAAAAUGUAAUGGACUACCAUGACUAGUCUUUUAUGAUGUCGUGUAUUCAUGUACUCAUAGUAGAUCUUAUGCAAUACACAUGCAUGUGAAUCGAAUUAGUGCCCACGC
This is a messenger RNA of Cucurbitaria berberidis CBS 394.84, 991 nucleotides long. RefSeq names its product U6 snRNA-associated Sm-like protein LSm7. Gene Ontology annotation, molecular function: RNA binding. The transcript has 3 exons. Gene Ontology annotation, cellular component: spliceosomal tri-snRNP complex; U12-type spliceosomal complex; U6 snRNP. NCBI's taxonomy places the organism in Eukaryota, Fungi, Ascomycota, Dothideomycetes, Pleosporales, Cucurbitariaceae. The record is from RefSeq and is a predicted model, not a curated record. Bases 237 to 635 code for a protein of 132 amino acids. Gene Ontology annotation, biological process: mRNA splicing, via spliceosome; nuclear-transcribed mRNA catabolic process.